GAUCGGCGAAGCGAAUUUUUAUGCGUAGGCGCAUCAAGGUGUAUAAGGACACAUGGGUUAUCUCAACAUUGUGUUUUCCUCAACGAACCAGAGAGUGGAACAGAUAUGGAAGGGAAGAUGAUCAUAGCACCGCUGGUGCUUCUGGUGUUGGUGUUUGGUGCUGAAGCCCAACGGUACUUGAACUACAGUCCCCGUGGCUACUACGGACGCAAUCUGUACGAGAACGGGAGGUCGAUAUCGGACGAGCUGGUCCGGUGCGGCCCCAACACGUGUGGGGUGGGCGCUCACUGCACGCACGGCAGCGUGCGACCAGUGUGCGCCUGUCUGCCGGGCUACUCCGGGGACCCGCUGUCGCAGUGUAUCAAGAUUGAGUGUGUCGACAACAGCGAAUGCCGUGGACACCAGGCCUGCGUCAACCAACACUGUAUCAACCCUUGCGAUGGAGCCUGCGGUUCUCACGCCAACUGCGAUGUCCGUCAACAUUUGCCGGUAUGCUCUUGCCCACCCGGAUACACAGGAAACCCCUUCACAGCCUGCAGAAUUGCUGAUCCAGAGGAGGCCUGCCACCCAUCUCCAUGUGGAGCCAACACUAACUGCCACGUCGCCAACAACCAAGCUAUCUGUACCUGUCUUCCCGGAUACAGAGGCAGUCCAUUGAAUGGCUGUAGACACGAAUGUGAUUCAGAUAGUGACUGUAAUACUCAGCAAUCUUGUCGGGACUUUAAAUGCGUUAGUCCCUGCAGCGACUGCGGUGUGAAUGCCGACUGUGAAACCGUUGCGGCUCAUCGCGCCGUCUGCAAGUGCCCUAGGGGUUACCACGGAGAUCCCUACCGUAUCUGUUCAGCGGAAUGUACUUCAGACUCCGAAUGCCCCAGCUACAAGCCUGCCUGUAUCUACAAUGCCUGUGUCAACCCCUGCACAAACGCUUGCGGCGUGAACGCUGACUGCAACCUCCGUGGUUUGACUCCCGUCUGUUCUUGUCCUAAGACCAUGACUGGCGAUCCCUUCACUUUCUGCAGACCUUUCGAAGCCCGUGAUCUGUGUGAACCCAACCCUUGCGGCGCAAACGCCAAGUGCACACCCGGCCACGACCGUACCGGUGCAGAACGCCCCGUCUGUACAUGCCCUACCGGCUACCGUGGCAACGCGCUAGUCUCUUGUGAAAAGGGUGAAUGCGAACUGGACUCUCAAUGUCCAGACCACUUGGCGUGUGUCGGCUACGAGUGCGUGGACCCUUGCCUAGGAAACACACAGUGCGGUUCUGGUGCCGUCUGUAUGGCUCGAAGACAUAUAGCUGUCUGUACUUGUCCAGGAGAUCACCAUGGUGACGCACUCGUGAGCUGUUACCAAACCCACUCGGAAGCAGCGUCCACUCGCUACUACAGAUACAAACGCAAUGGCAACUUCACCGAACAAGAACCGGAAGUGCCAUCUAAAGUCACUGAGAGUGUUGUGCUUGACUCGACCUCGAAACCUAGCUCCGAAGUAGACGAGAAAAAAGAAUAAACUGCCAUUAAAUAUGCCUUAAUAAAUGAUAAACUUUUAGUUUUCUUAAAUAUGAUGUCUCGUAUUCCGAAAUAAAUUAAUAUUAAUAUUUUUA
Messenger RNA from Leptidea sinapis, 1600 nucleotides. It is a transcript of the gene aspr, whose product is annotated as neurogenic locus notch homolog protein 3. The coding region runs from base 106 to 1506 and encodes 466 amino acids. The transcript has 11 exons. The record is from RefSeq and is a predicted model, not a curated record. Lineage: Eukaryota; Metazoa; Arthropoda; Insecta; Lepidoptera; Pieridae.